AAAGACAAAAAACAAUUCUAUUACAUUACAUUUUCUCUCUCUUAAAAUCUUUCACUCUGUUUUCUUUGAAAUUUCCAGGAAGAAACCUACGAUCCGCUGUUUUAUCAAUAGCGUGAUCUAAGGUUUCUCUCUCUAUUUCCUCUUUCAUUUUCACCUACUCAAUUUUAGGUUUUCUCUUUUAAGAAAAAAAUAUUAUUUUUUAAAUUCAGUAUAAGAAAUGAGCGAUCACGUGGUGUUGUACGUUGAUCGGUUGAUUACGCCGUCAUCUUCCUCUCCGGAGGAAAUGGCUGAUCGGGCGGUUGCUGGACCUUCUUGUUCUAGGCCAAAUGAGGAACCCAACGGUGUCGUUCAGGAGAAGGGAAACGAUGAUAAUGAUAAUGAAGAGGAGCCGUUGAUUAAGGUUGCUGAAUGCCGCAUUUGUCAAGAGGAAGAUUCUGUUACCAAUUUGGAGACUCCCUGUGCCUGCAGCGGUAGCCUCAAGUAUGCUCAUAGGAAGUGUGUUCAGCAUUGGUGCAAUGAGAAAGGAGAUAUCACUUGUGAGAUAUGUCAUAAGCCUUACCAACCUGGUUAUACUGCUCCACUUCGUCCACCUCAAGCUGAAGACACUGCUAUUGAUAUUGGCGGAGGCUGGACCAUAUCUGGCACUCCUCUAGAUCUUCGUGAUCCUCGCCUAUUGGCAAUUGCAGAAGCGGAACGUCAUUUUCUGGAAGCUGAGUAUGAUGAGUAUGCUGCUUCAAAUGCCAGUGGAGCUGCAUUUUGCCGUUCAGCUGCUUUGAUUUUGAUGGCCCUUCUACUUUUGCGGCAUGCAUUGACUGUUACAGAUGCUGAUGGAGAUGAUGAUGUGUCUACAUUUUUCUCUUUUUUCUUGCUAAGAGCAGCUGGUUUUCUUUUGCCUUGUUACAUCAUGGCUUGGGCCAUCAGCAUCCUGCAGCGACGAAGGCAAAGACAGGAGGCUGCAGCAUUGGCAGCAACACAAGUUGCUUUUGUGCUUCAGUCUGGCCAACAUAGGGGUCUGCAUUUCACAAUAGCAUCAGGACCUCAAGUAACUGCACAUCAAGAACCUGUUUAACCAGGAAAAAAUGAAACGAGAAUUGAAAAAAAAAAAAAAAUCCAAUGAAUAAUGUUUUAUGUGUGAUGACCAGUUAAAGAGCCAUGAUGCUCAAUCGGCAACCUUAUUUUGUUUCCCUGUUCCAUGGUAAUGUAUAUAUAAUUUCACAUCAUGAGGAGCUGCAAAAUUGUUUGAUAUCUAAAUCUGCUGUUCUAUAGGAGCAUUUGACUUA
Ricinus communis (castor bean) is the source of this 1280-nucleotide messenger RNA. RefSeq lists its product as uncharacterized. Gene Ontology annotation, molecular function: zinc ion binding; ubiquitin-protein transferase activity. The coding region runs from base 218 to 1069 and encodes 283 amino acids. NCBI's taxonomy places the organism in Eukaryota, Viridiplantae, Streptophyta, Magnoliopsida, Malpighiales, Euphorbiaceae. The transcript is spliced from 7 exons. Gene Ontology annotation, biological process: protein ubiquitination. The record is from RefSeq and is a predicted model, not a curated record. Gene Ontology annotation, cellular component: membrane.